AGGCCUACUUAAGGAAGCACUGAGGCGUUUGAGGCAUCAGUCAUCGUGUGAACACCAUCGAGUGACCAUCUACUCUGCUGUUUGUCCCGUCCUGCUUCUUAAGCUUUUGCGUUACUCAAUGGCCGCUCACGGAAUCACAUUCGCCGCCCUCCUCCUCGCCCUGGCCGCUCUCACGCACGCAGCCGACACCACCCACAAAGACGACGCACGACUUUUCUACGACGACAAAGACACCUCCGUCACCAUCGGCGGCGCGUCCCUCUUCUACAUCGGGGUCAUCUUCGUCGGCCUGCUCUUGCUCGCGUCUGUCCUGGGCCUCUUCGGGACAUCGGCCAAGUUUGCUCAGCCCUACGAUUACGCCUCCGCUACUGGUUACGGUGCCCCUGCCCCAGCUUACGACGAGAAGACUACCUUCUCCGUCCAACAAUUGAUUGAUGAUGCAGUCAACAAGUUCCAGUAGAGCCCGCGAACUUAAAUAUUAUUCGAGAAUCGAAUAUGCUUACAGAAUGUUCCUGUUCUGAUGAUUAUUUAUUUUCACAAAACUUCUGUGAUUUUUUCUCCUUGUUGUCACAGACAGUGGAACCCGUGAUUGAUCUGUUGAUCUUUUAUUUUCUUUGUUCUGUUUAAUUUAUCCUGUAAAUAAAUUGUUUUAUUUA
Messenger RNA from Penaeus monodon (black tiger shrimp), 656 nucleotides. RefSeq lists its product as uncharacterized. The transcript is spliced from 3 exons. The record is from RefSeq and is a predicted model, not a curated record. NCBI's taxonomy places the organism in Eukaryota, Metazoa, Arthropoda, Malacostraca, Decapoda, Penaeidae. The coding region runs from base 119 to 460 and encodes 113 amino acids.